Messenger RNA from Olea europaea var. sylvestris, 1989 nucleotides. RefSeq names its product probable diphthine methyl ester synthase. Gene Ontology annotation, molecular function: diphthine synthase activity. The record is from RefSeq and is a predicted model, not a curated record. Lineage: Eukaryota; Viridiplantae; Streptophyta; Magnoliopsida; Lamiales; Oleaceae. Gene Ontology annotation, biological process: protein histidyl modification to diphthamide. The transcript has 6 exons. Bases 89 to 931 code for a protein of 280 amino acids.
UAAUUAAUUGGCUAGGGCUUCUAAGUUUUCGUGGCCGGCUCUGCAAGAAAAUAUACAGUAAGAAGUCACACUCACGGAGAGAAGAAGCAUGUUGUAUUUGGUAGGAUUAGGGUUAGCGGAUGAGAAAGACAUUACAUUGAGAGGGCUUGAAACAGUCAAAAAAUGCAGCAAAGUGUAUAUGGAGGCCUACACUUCUCUUCUCUCCUUUGGUCUCUCUUCCACUGGCAAAUCCGCAUUGGAAAAUCUUUAUGGGAAAUCAAUUAUAGUUGCAGAUAGAGAAAUGGUAGAGGAGAAGGCAGAUGAUAUACUUUCAGAAGCUCAGUCUUCUGAUGUGGCCUUCUUAGUCGUCGGGGAUUCAUUUGGAGCAACAACCCACACUGAUCUUGUUGUGCGAGCGAAGAAGUUGGGGGUGGAUGUUAAGGUGGUACACAAUGCGUCAGUGAUGAAUGCAAUUGGAGUUUGCGGGCUGCAGCUUUAUCGGUAUGGGGAGACAAUUUCAAUACCUUUCUUCACAGAGACCUGGAGGCCUGAUAGUUUUUACGAGAAGAUUAGAAGAAAUAGAACACUCGGAUUGCACACUCUUUGCUUGUUAGAUAUACGAGUGAAGGAACCCUCACUAGAAUCCUUGUGCAGAGGGAAAAGAGAGUAUGAGCCCCCAAGGUAUAUGACAAUAAACACUGCAAUUGAACAGCUCUUAGAGAUUGAGCAAAACCGUGGAGAAUCAGCAUAUAGUGAGGACACUACCUGUGUUGGUUUGGCUCGAGUAGGCAGUGAAGAUCAGAUGAUAGUUGCAGGUUCAAUGAAGCAACUUUUGACAAUAGAUUUUGGACCACCUUUGCAUUGCCUCGUCAUAGUAGGCGACGUUCACCCGGUAGAAAAAGAAAUGCUGGAAUUUUAUACUUUUGGCAAAAGUUCAAACCAAAUUUCUUAAUUUUUAUUGGCUGCAUUAGUGCUAUAGCAUAAUCAAUUGUUGUACACUAUUUCUUUCUUUAUGAUCUCACCAAAUACAAAUACAAGUUUUGAGUUUGUGGAUUAUUGGAAAAAUCUUCACCGAAGAGUGGAGAUGAAGACAAGCAUUUUCCCUUUGAUAUUAUGUGAUCUCACAAGAGAUGUUAUUUAUUAGAUAAAACUUCCCUGACCCAUAAUAUUUUCGAUUAUUUGAUUUUAUGCAAGAAAUCUUGUGUGUACAGGAAUCUUUCGGCCUGUGUGGUUAUAUAAAGCAUUGAAUAAAAUAAAAAAUAAAAAAAUCUAUCUACCAUAGGAUAAUAGAGAUUGGAUGUUGCAUCUCUUGGAAUUCUAGUAGGGGUCAUAUCGUUUUUAUAUACCUACAGCACUUUUAUGUCAUGUUCUUGCAUCCUUGGUAUUUGUCACAUUGGUGUCUAGUUGAGUACCUUCUGGGAAAGCUAGUUUCUGCAAAAUUUAGUGUCAUGCUGCUAUGUUGGCUUUUAUGUACAGUUUGUUUUUUUCUUUAGUUUGGUCGAGUGUCAUGAUGCAUUGACUCGACAUGAGCUACGGUGACUAGAUUUUGUGAUGAGUUGAUGCCUUUUAACAUGACAACUCCUUGUGGGUGACAUAACAGAAAUAUGAGUUCUAUACCUUAUUGUGCUUAUUGUAUCUCGGAGUUAAUUGCCUUGAGACAUUUGUGAACGUUUGUCUUGCUUAAUCAUGUUGAUGGGAUUCAAUACGGACAACCUAUAUGUAGAUGCUUAAAUUUUUUGGCGAAUAAGUAAUCUAUCCUAAUACUAAUGCUUUUAUGUUUUGUCGUCUCAGUUGACAGUCAUCAGCUGUGUGCAAGGUGCUAUUCCUCAUUCCGUUGUUUUCUAAUCCAUCUUUUUCCUAUUUUCUCUCUACCUUGUUACCUUUGUUAUUGCUUUCAAAUACCUACCAUCAUUGUUUCUGUGACAUGCAGAAGAGUGGGCUUGUUUCGGAUAAUUUAUUUAUAUAGUUCUGCUGGUCUUUUAGUUAUUUAUUUUUUCUAUUUCAUAUUCA